Messenger RNA from Nannospalax galili (Upper Galilee mountains blind mole rat), 4073 nucleotides. RefSeq names its product lysine demethylase 7A (gene Kdm7a). NCBI's taxonomy places the organism in Eukaryota, Metazoa, Chordata, Mammalia, Rodentia, Spalacidae. The coding region runs from base 36 to 2861 and encodes 941 amino acids. Gene Ontology annotation, biological process: regulation of transcription by RNA polymerase II; protein demethylation. The transcript is spliced from 20 exons. Gene Ontology annotation, molecular function: histone demethylase activity; transcription coregulator activity. The record is from RefSeq and is a predicted model, not a curated record.
GUGUGUGUGUGUGUGUGUGUGUGUGUGUUUUAAAGAUGGCCGGAGCGGCGGCGGCGGUGGCUGCGGGAGCAGCAGCUGGAGCCGCCGCGGCAGCCGUGUCGGUGUCGGCUCCAGGCCGGGCCUCGGUGCCCCCUCCGCCUCCACCGGUGUACUGUGUGUGCCGCCAGCCGUACGACGUGAACCGCUUCAUGAUCGAGUGCGACGUCUGCAAGGACUGGUUCCACGGCAGCUGUGUUGGAGUAGAAGAACAUCAUGCUGUUGAUAUUGACUUGUAUCACUGCCCCAACUGUGCAGUUCUACAUGGUUCUUCCUUGAUGAAAAAGAGGAGGAACUGGCACAGGCAUGACUACACAGAAGUUGAUGAUGGCUCCAAACCAGUGCAAGCGGGAACUAGGACUUUUGUUAAGGAAUUACGUUCUCGCAUCUUCCCAAGUGCCGAUGAAAUCAUUGUAAAGAUGCAUGGCAGUCAGCUGACACAAAGAUACCUGGAGAAACAUGGAUUUGAUGUCCCGAUUAUGGUCCCUAAAUUAGAUGACCUAGGACUCAGGCUCCCUUCACCUGAUUUUUCAGUGAUGGAUGUGGAACGUUAUGUAGGUGGUGACAAAGUGAUAGAUGUCAUUGAUGUGGCAAGGCAGGCAGACAGCAAAAUGACACUUCAUAAUUAUGUUAAAUACUUCAUGAAUUCUAAUAGACCAAAAGUGUUAAAUGUGAUCAGCCUUGAAUUUUCAGACACAAAGAUGUCUGACUUGGUGGAGGUCCCUGAUAUAGCUAGAAAACUUUCCUGGGUGGAAAAUUAUUGGCCAGAUGAUUCAGUCUUUCCCAAGCCAUUUGUUCAGAAAUACUGCUUAAUGGGAGUUCAGGAUAGCUAUACAGACUUUCACAUUGACUUCGGUGGGACUUCAGUCUGGUACCAUGUCCUCUGGGGUGAGAAGAUUUUUUAUUUGAUAAAACCAACAAAUGAAAAUUUGGCACUCUAUGAAUCUUGGAGUUCAUCUGUGACCCAGAGUGAGGUGUUUUUUGGAGAUAAAGUAGAUAAAUGCUACAAAUGUGUGGUAAAGCAGGGACAUACCUUAUUUGUUCCUACAGGGUGGAUUCAUGCUGUGCUCACUUCUCAGGACUGUAUGGCUUUUGGGGGGAACUUUCUGCAUAACCUUAACAUUGGCAUGCAGCUCAGGUGUUAUGAGAUGGAGAAAAGGCUAAAAACACCAGAUCUUUUCAAAUUCCCUUUCUUUGAAGCCAUAUGCUGGUUUGUAGCCAAAAAUUUGCUGGAAACCCUGAAAGAACUGAAAGAAGAUGGUUUCCAGCCCCAAACUUACCUAGUACAAGGAGUGAAAGCACUGCAUACUGCUUUAAAAUUAUGGAUGAAAAAGGAACUCGUGUCUGAACAUGCCUUUGAAAUUCCAGACAAUGUUAGACCUGGACAUCUUAUUAAGGAACUUUCUAAAGUAAUUCGAGCAAUUGAGGAAGAAAAUGGCAAACCAGUAAAAUCUCAGGGAAUUCCUACUGUGUGUCCAGUUUCACGAACCUCAAAUGAAGCAACUUCCCCAUACCAUUCCCGGCGAAAGAUGAGGAAACUUCGAGAUCAUAAUGUCCGAACUCCUUCUAACCUAGACAUCCUCGAGCUCCAUACAAGGGAGGUCCUCAAAAGAUUAGAGAUGUGUCCAUGGGAAGAGGACAUCUUGAGCUCUAAACUGAAUGGAAAAUUCAACAAACAUCUCCAGCCAUCUUCCACGGUACCUGAAUGGAGAGCAAAAGACAAUGAUCUGCGAUUACUCCUGACAAAUGGAAGAAUAAUUAAAGAUGAAAGACAACCCUUUGCAGAUCGGAGUCUUUAUACAGCAGAUAGUGAAAGUGAAGAGGACAAGAGACCAACAAAGGCAGUAAACAGGAAGACAGAAGAUUCAGGAAGAGAGGGGACAGAAAGUGAAGAAUCUCAAAAACCACUUAAUAGGAUUUUUACAAGUGUGAAAUCAGAACUCAGGACUAGAUCAUCAGAAUAUUCUGAUGUUUCUGAUUCAGAAGACUCUGGACCUGAUUGCACUGCACUGAAAAUUAAUUUUACCACUGAAGAGUCUGAAAGUUCAGGUGAUGAAAAGAAACAUGAAACAAUGUCAAAUUUUAAGGAAGAAUCUGAUAUAAUGAGGAACUUCUUUCAAAAGAGCCAAAAGCCAUCUAGAAGUGAAAUUUCAAUUAAAAGGGAAUGUCCUACCUCCACGAGCACAGAAGAAGAAGCUAUUCAGGGCAUGCUGUCCAUGGCAGGAUUGCACUAUGCCACAUGUUUACAAAGGCAGAUUCAAAGCACAGACUGCAAUGGUGAAAAGAACUCUCUCCAGGAUCCCAGCAGCUGCCACAGUAGUAAUGCUGAAGUUAGGCAGUUGUAUCGCUAUAAUAAGCCAGUGGAAUGUGGAUACGUUGUCAAAACUGAAGAUCAAGAUUUGAGGACCCCUUCCUGGACUAAACAAUUUGAUAGAACUUCCAGAUUUAAUCCUCAGGACCUAAGUAGAAGCCAGAAAUGCAUCAAAAAGGAAAGUUCUUCAGAAAUCAGUCAGAAGGCACAAAGCAGGCAUUAUGUGGACAGCAAUAACUCAAGCCUUCAGAACGGAAAGUGCACGCUGAAUUCUAGCUUAGUUUCGGGAUCGUGCCAAAUAAGUAAUGGCAGUCUAAGCCCAGAAAGUCUGAUUGGUGAAACUUCUUUUUCAGUGCCCCUUCACCCCACCAAGAGACCUGCAUCAAACCCUCCACCUAUCAGCAACCAGGCAACAAAAGGUAAACGUCCAAAAAAAGGAAUGGCAACGGCCAAACAACGUCUUGGGAAGAUCCUUAAGUUGAACAGAAAUGGCCAUGCACGUUUCUUUGUGUGACAGCUGCUGUUGUAGCCUUUGGAGGCCAGUCUUGGGGUCUGGGAGCCUGGAGCUUCCAAUGUCCCCUGCCUGGAGCUUCCAAUGUCCCCUGCCUGGAGCAGUUUGCAUGUACAGUAAGAACACUGCCCGAAGAACAGAAUGAACCUGAUGCUGCAUUUUCACUGUGCCACACCCACUCAGCAAUAACCCUUGGACCUGGUGGGGGAGAGGAAGAAAGAGGGUAGAACCUUUAAAAGAGACCUUGAACUGGAAAGGGUCUCUUGUCAGGGCUUGAAUUUAAUUUUGUUGUUGGUAGUGUCUUGAUUUAUUUUCAGUAGUAGGAUAAAGAAUUAUCAAUAAUUUAUUUAACAGAUUUUUUUUAACGUUAACAGCUUUUAAAUUCUUUCUUUUUUAAAGCUAUUUAUUUGGAAGAUUUCUGGAGAACUGUCUCACUAAUUUAGAUUUAAGAAUGUGAAGGUUUUUAAAUUAUUUUUGAUAGUGUGUGUGUUACAUGUGGGGAAGAGCCACAGUAACAGUAACUAGUCUGGACUCUUAAAUUUGAUAUUCAGGUUAAAGUCUUAAACAGGGAUUUGAUGCAUUAAUUAUUUUAAAUUAAGAUGUAUAUGAAAAUCAUUUUAUUUUAUAUAUUUCAUGUGUUUUUUAUAAGCUAUUAGCUUCGCUUUUGCUAACAUCCAAGGUGCAUACUGUUAUCCAGGUUGAUUCCCUUUUGCCCCCCCCCCCCCCCACGUUUUGAGAUGAACCUACAAGACUCUUCUCUUUGCAGGGAAAUACUUUCAUAGCCAACAUUUAAGACACCAUUAGAGAUCCCUUAUUUCUCAUUUCCUUUGACAUUGUGGUUUUCUCCAAACAUAAAAAAUGGGCUUGUUGCAUUUUCAUUUCUUCCGAUGGUAUCUGGGUCCCAAAGAGAACAGCUUUAAUACGCUUUUGUACUUACAGGGGAAAUAAAAGUUUGGUUAGAAUGUCAUGUUUGUAGUUUUCCAAAACAUUUAUAAUUACAGAGGGCCUUCUUCAUAUUGCUGGUAUUGGAAGACAGGGCCAGCACCUGCCACAGAGGUUAUAUCUUACCAUGCUUUCAUUUUCUAGAGCUAAUUUGUUGAGAAGUAUGAUUUGAUUUAGGAUAUUCGAAUCUGCAUAAUCAUCUGUAAUACAAUAGAAUUAUACUAUAUUAAGUUGUAUAGAUGCAAGCAUGUUGGAAUAGAUCUUUGUGUGUGA